AUGAAUUACCAGAAGCACAAUAAUGGUGCUUUUCGGCGUUCGGUGCUGUACUCGCCCUCCGACCCGCUGACGCUGCUGCAGGCGGACACGCUGCGCGGCGCCGUGCUGGGCUCCCGCAGCGCCUGGGCGGUGGAAUUCUUCGCCUCCUGGUGCGGCCACUGCAUCGCCUUCGCCCCGACGUGGAAGGCGCUGGCCAACGACAUCAAAGAUUGGAGGCCGGCACUGCAUAUCGCUGCGCUGGACUGUGCUGAUGAGACCAACAACGCCGUCUGCAGAGACUUCAACAUCCUCGGCUUCCCGACUGUGCGGUUCUUCAAGGCCUUCACCAAGAAUGGAUCGGGGACACACCUGCCAGUGGUUGGGGCAGAUGUGCAGACACUGCGGGAGCGGCUCAUCGAUGCCCUGGAGACUCACCGUGACACGUGGCCCCCAGCCUGCCCCCCACUGGAGCCUGCCAGGCUGGAGGAGAUUAAUGGAUUCUUUGCAAGAAACAAUGAAGAGUACCUGGCCCUGAUCUUUGAAAAGGAAGGCUCCUAUCUGGGUAGAGAGGUGACGCUGGACCUGACCCAGUACCGGGGCGUGGCCGUGCGCAGGGUCCUGAGCACAGAGGAGGAUGUGGUGAGCACCUUUGGCGUCACCGACUUCCCGUCGUGCUACCUGCUGUUUCGGAAUGGCUCUGUCACCAGGGUCCCCGUGCUUAUGGAAUCCCGGUCCUUCUACACUGCUUACCUGCAGAGGCUCUCUGGGGUCACUAGGGAGGCCACCCAAACCACAACAGCACCAACCACCGCUAACGAGAUCGCUCCCACUGUCUGGAAGGUUGCGGAUCACUCCAAGAUUUACAUGGCCGACCUGGAAUCCGCGCUGCACUACAUCCUGCGGGUGGAAGUGGGCAAGUUCUCGGUCUUGGAGGGGCAGCGCCUGGUGGCCCUGAAAAAGUUUGUGGCGGUCCUGGCCAAGUACUUCCCUGGCCAGCCCUUGGCCCGGAACUUCCUGCGCUCCACCAGCGAGUGGCUCUGGAGACAGCAGAGAAAUGAAAUCCCCUACAGCUCUUUCAAAACCGCCCUGGACAACAGAAAAGAGAACGCUGUUCUCAUCAAGAAGGUGAACUGGGUUGGCUGCCAGGGCAGUGAGCCCCAUUUCCGGGGCUUUCCCUGCUCUCUGUGGGUCCUCUUCCAUUUCCUGACCGUGCAGGCAACUCGUCAUCAUUUAUACCAUCCGCAAGAGACAGCCAAGCCCCAGGAGGCCCUCCAGGCCAUACGGGGCUACGUCCGGUACUUCUUUGGCUGUCGAGACUGCGCCCAGCACUUUGAGAAGAUGGCGGCCGCCUCCAUGCACCGGGUGGACAGCCUGGACGGUGCCGUGCUCUGGCUCUGGACUAGCCACAACAAGGUCAACGCACGCCUCGCAGGUGCCCCCAGUGAGGACCCCCAGUUCCCCAAGGUGCCCUGGCCCACCCGUGAACUCUGCACUGCCUGCCACAACGAGCUCCAGGGUGACCCCGUCUGGGACCUGGGUGCCACCCUCAGCUUCCUCAAGGCCCACUUCUCCCCUCGGAACAUGGUCUUGGGCCUUCCUCGAGCUGAGCCCGGCCUCAGGGCUGCCGGGGCGCGGAGGGCAGGCACCCCGGAGCUGGAGAUGGGAAAUGCAACUCUGGGUCCUCGUGAGGCGUCCAUCACCAUGGGCCCUGGCAUGGAGGCCCCCAGACUCACCGUUCUAGAUGUUCCAGAUGUUCCAGCUGAGCAGCCAGGGGCAGGGCUCGCGCAUGCACCGGGCCCUGACCUGGGUAUGAUCAGUGCUGCACCGGACCAGGGGCCCCCUGCGCCCACGGUGGAGCUCCCGGGGGAUGAGCCCGAAGAGCUCGAGGGGCAGCGGCACUUGAGCAAGCGGGACACGGGAGCCCUGCUGCUGCCUGACCUCCCGGCUGAGCUGGACCCGCCCAGGGGCCCUUCAGGGCUGAGGCACCACGUAGGCCGGCGCUCCAAACAGCUAGCCAGCAUCCCUGAUGGGGAGCCUGAGCCUAGAGGCGGGCGGGGCCGAGGCCAGUGGCUGCAGGUGCUGGAAGGGGGCUUCUCCCACCUGGACAUCAGCCUGUGUGUGGGGCUCUACUCCCUGUCCUUCCUGGGCCUGCUGGCCGUGUACAUCUACUUCCGGGCCAGAAUGAGGGCUCUGAAGGGCCGCACAGGCCACUCCGCAGCCUGACCCACAACCCGGGGGGUGGGGAGGCAGGACAGGGAGCCGCUCUCCAUGAGGCACUUCCAGCAGCAACCUCCCUCCCCCACCCCCACUCCCCUCUUUCCCAGCCCAGGAGAACAGGAGGUCCAGGGAAGCUACUUGCUCCAGUGACCCUCCUUGGGUCUUCUGGGAAGAGGGUGCUGACAUAGCUCCAGGGGCCAGAGCCACCUAAAAGCAGGGCUGGGGUGCAGCCUGGGGCAGCGGGUCCCAGGGGCUCAGACCCAGCCCCUGACCCAACAUCACUGUUUUUCAGCUUGUUUGCAGCCCUGCCCCACUCUUGCCUUGCGGAAACCUCAACAUCACCCGUUUGAUCUUGGCCCUAAACUGGGCAAGGGAGGCCAGUUUCCAAGGCUCUCCAUCCAGAGGGGGUCCCCUUGGUGGGGCGGGCAUUCCAGGGCUGUCUGCACCAGAGAGGAAGAGGAAGGCAGACCUCUGCCCUUCCUCCGCCCCUCAGACCUCCUGGGUGGGGUUUGGCUUCAGGUGGUUGCUGGAAGCCUCAACCCAGGUGCCGCAGGGAGAGGCUACCUGGUCUGAGGGUGGGUGGCAGUGGCUGGGCUGCAGGCGGUGGCUGGCAUGGUGGGGCUUGAUGGAGGAAGGCAGUGGGUGGCUUGGCUUUGGAGUGAGGUGAACUGGGAGGAAAGAAUGGUUGCUUUGAAAAUGCGUUGGCUUCUCCCUCCUGGGCUCCACCCCUCUCUUUUGGCUUCCAGAAUAGAUGCUGAUCUUUGAAUGCAAAGGGUGCUGGGCGGGGGUAGCAGGGGUGCUGUCCUCCACACCCCACUUCCCAGCAGGUGGAGGGAAACGCUAUGAACUCACGCCUUCCCCACUCUCCCCUCUGCUGGGGCGUGGGAAUAAAUUAUUUUUAGUAAAGCACA
This is a messenger RNA of Echinops telfairi (small Madagascar hedgehog), 3107 nucleotides long. It is a transcript of the gene QSOX1, whose product is annotated as quiescin sulfhydryl oxidase 1. Gene Ontology annotation, biological process: protein folding. Gene Ontology annotation, cellular component: Golgi membrane. NCBI's taxonomy places the organism in Eukaryota, Metazoa, Chordata, Mammalia, Afrosoricida, Tenrecidae. The transcript is spliced from 13 exons. Gene Ontology annotation, molecular function: protein disulfide isomerase activity; flavin-dependent sulfhydryl oxidase activity. The coding region runs from base 1 to 2202 and encodes 733 amino acids. The record is from RefSeq and is a predicted model, not a curated record.